AUGUCUGAGCUGCGCCGCUUUUGCCCCUCUUUGGGAGCUGUGAAAGUGCUGGGGGAAAAAGAGCAAAGAAAAAAGCUGCUGCAGCACAUCUUGGCAGUUUGCAGAAGGACAAAAGACACGCAGCAGCAAAAGAAGAAGCAGCAGCAGCAGCAGCAGCAGAAACAGUCCGCAGCAGGCAGCAAGAGGCACAGCCCCGCGUCCGACGGACCCUGCAGCAGCAAACAGCAGCAGCAGCAGCAGCAGCAGCAGCAGCAGCAGCAGGCAGAAGAGCAGGAAACACCCGAAAACGACGAGCAGCAGUCGCAGCCCGACCAGCCGCAGCAGCAGCAGCAGCAGCAGCAGCAGCAGCAGCAGGCAGAGGAGGAGGUCUUUCCAGAGAUAAUUAAUGUAGUUGUUGCUUCUUAUGAAAUGCUGAUGGCCGAAAGAAACAUUUUAGGACAAAUACACUGGGAGUACAUCAUCAUAGACGAGGCCCACAGAAUCAAAAACGAAGCAGGGAAGCUGGCAACGACUGUGCGGCAGUUUGCUUCCAACUACAGACUGCUGCUGACGGGAACGCCUUUGCAGAACAACCUGCGGGAGCUGUGGGCGCUGCUGCACUUCCUGCUGCCGCAGCUGUUUGAUGACGGAGAUGAGUUUUUAUCUCUUUUUGAUUUAAGUGCUGCAACAAAUGAAGAGGGGGCGCAGCUGACGCAGCAGCAAAUAGAAGAAAGAAAUUUGCAAAUUGUCAAAAGACUCCACAGGAUACUCAGGCCCUUCAUGCUCAGACAUGCAAAGACAACUUUACAAAGACCUCCUGAGCAAAAACGUGACAGCCCUGCAGGGCGAAGGCGGCCGCAGCAAGCUGCGCAAUUUGGCCGUGCAGCUCCGGAAGGCCUGCAACCACCCGUACCUGUUCGACGGAUACGAACCGGCGGACGGAGAGCCGUUCGGCGAACACCUGGUGGUGAACAGCGGCAAGCUGCGCUUCUGCGACAAACUGCUGCAGCGACUCAUCAAAGGAGGCAGCAGAUGUCUUUUGUUUUGCCAAAUGACGAGAAUGAUGGACAUUUUGGAGGACUAUUGUUGCAUGCGGGGCUUCAGUUACUGCCGGCUGGACGGCCAGACGAGUGCGCAGCAGCGGGAGCAGCAGCUGCAGCUCUUCAACAGCAGCAGCAGCAGCAGCAGCAGCUGCAGCAAACCCGUCAGCAUCUUCCUCCUCUCCACCAGGGCCGGCGGAGUCGGCACCAACUUAGCAGCAGCAGACACUGUCAUUCUUUUCGACUCCGACUGGAACCCCCAGGCAGACCUCCAGGCCAUGGACAGGGCCCACCGCAUAGAUGGAGGCGAUGCUGCAGCAGCAGGUGCGGCGGUCGCUGCUGGACUUCAGCAGCAGCAGCAGCAGCAGCAGCAACUUGUACGACGCCGUGGACUUGUGUUAUCCUGAAGAAAGAAAAGCAGCAGAUAGAGAGGCUUGGCUGCAGCUGGCCAAGGAGCAAAUGUCCACAGAAAGAGAGACUCGCCGGCGCCACAGAAGCAGCUACAGAGAGGGCCCCGAGCAGCAGCAGCAGCAGCAGCAGCAGCAGCAGCAAACCGCCAAGGACCCCCGAAAGCCGCCGCACAUCCCCCGAGUUCCCAAACUCCCUGUCAUGCAGAAUCCUGGAGCUGCAUGCGCUGGACUUGGCCUGGCGGCGCUCGCUGGGCCAGGCGAGGGCCCCCACAGCAGCAGAAAGGCAGGAGAAGCAGCAGCUAAUUGAGCAGGGUUUCAAGGACUGGUCCAGGAAGGACUUGAUGGCUUUCGGGGAGCGGUUUUCUCGUGGGCGCCGCCGCCUGGAUAUGCCAGCAGCAAAGCAGCCGUCCCCUGGAGCUGCAGCAGCAACACCAGCAGCAACAGCAACAACACCAGCAGCAACAACGCCGGCAACGACGCCGGCAUCAACGCCAGCAGCAGCAGUUGCUGCUGCUUCUCCUGCUGCAGCGGAAGAGUUCAGCAGCAGCAGCGCCGUCGACGGGGCGGCCACGCCUGUGGGGUUGCAGCCAACUCCAGCAGCAGCAGCAGCAGCAGCAGCAGCAGCAGACACAGCUGCCCCCGAGUCUCCGCUUUCGGCUGAAACGACAGACGCGAAGCGGAGGCGAUUAAUGUCCAAUGCAGGCUAG
Molecule: messenger RNA, 2136 nt
Organism: Eimeria necatrix
Lineage: Eukaryota; Apicomplexa; Conoidasida; Eucoccidiorida; Eimeriidae
Product: SWI/SNF-related matrix-associated actin-dependent regulator of chromatin, putative
Exons: 8
Coding region: 1-2136 (711 amino acids)
Cellular component (GO): nucleus
Molecular function (GO): DNA binding; ATP-dependent chromatin remodeler activity; ATP binding
Source: RefSeq, a predicted model, not a curated record